AAUUGAAGACACAAAUAAAAACAUAUCCUAUGCUCAUGGAAAAGAAGAAUAAAUAUUGUUAAAAUGUGCACCCUACCCAAAACAACAUGCAUAUUCAUGCAAACCCUAUCAAAAUCCCAAUGGCAUUUUUCACAGAAACAGAACAAGCAAUCCUAAUACUUGUGUGGAACUACAAAGGACCGCACAUAGCCAAGGCAACCCUGAGAAGGGAGAACACUCGAAACUGGGAGAAAAGGGGCGAGGAAAGAGAAUACAUAUUGGGCGGGCCAGUCUUCACUGGGGCCAGAGGGAUUCGAAACAACAGAUAUCCAGGCCCCGUCUCUGGGGACCCUGCUUCCACAGGUCUGGACUGUGUCAAAGCCCAGGGCCAGCCCUUUUAAACAUCUGUCCAGGUGACCUGGCAAGCAUCCAGAAGACCACUGAGUUAAAGAAGGUGAUGGGUCCAUGUGAGCAUAGUGGGAGAAAGGGCUGUCCCCUUGACCAGAACUCCUUGGGCUUCUGGGGACAGGAGGGCCUCAAAUUUGCAAUCCCGCUCAUGCGGCCACGUUGUUUUGUCACAAAUGACCUCAUUACACGUUAUUUCUCCUCCAUGCUUGGAGUUUUGUGUAUAAGUGGAUAUAUCAUCUAUGGAUUUCAUUUCAUGUUAGCAAAAGGGACUACAGAAUGCUUGUUAUAAACAGAUGCCUAAGUGAAUGACAAGCUCUGAGUGCUCAGAGGACACAGGACAAGGGUCUGUGACAGACUCAGGGCCAGCUGGAGGCAAAUGAGGGGCAGGGUGACAAGCAACGCCGUGGUGACCAAUCUGGAAAGGUUGAUCCGGAGGGCUGGUGGAGGUGGGAGGUGGAAGUCAGUGCUGAAGAGGAGUCCCUAGGGCCAGGUAGGGGCUGAAUCCCUGGGUCCUGCAGGGGGGGAAGGGCCCGUCCUGCAGAAUGCCAUCAGCCACCAGGUGGCAGGAUGGGACAGAAGAGGGACCAGGACACCUGCGCUGUUUUGGGGGUAAUCUGGUUAGAUGAUACAGCCCACUUUCUCCAUUAUAGCCUUGCACUGCCCCCCGCCCCCGGACCCUAAACUUCCCUGGACUGGACUGACAACAGAAGGAAGCCCAGUCUCAGGCUACAACCCCUCCUCACUUUGUGCAGCCACAUGGCAAUCCCACCAGGCCCCAGGGAUGGCCCAGAGCCUCACCCUCAGUCACUCUCAGGCCCUUCCUCCAUCCCCUGAAGGCUGCUGCCCACUUCAGGCUUCAUGUGGCCCUCGGCCCAUCUGCCAACACCUCUAUCUACAGGCCCGAGGAAGCCCUCCACCUCUCGGCACCCAGCCCUGCCACAGGGCAGAACUUCAGGCUGUCUCAGGGCUCAGAGCCCAGUGCCAGCCCACAAAGCACAUUGAGAAGAGGUCCCACCCCAAAAGAAUGAGCCUGCCACCCUCAGCUACAAGCCAAGCAAGGCCAGAAGCCCUCCCCUCCCGACCAGGCUCAAAUCACCCCUUUACCUAGGUCCUCUCACCCCAAAUGGUUUGCCAACCACCCCUCACACAGCACCCCAGGCCUCCUGCAGUUGGCACCCACUGCUAGGCUGGGGGUAAGAACACACCUUCAGCUUCCCUACCUGUGCUCUCACUGGCCGGCCCUGUUGGGCAGGUCGGGCCCGCCCCCUGAACAGGUGCGUGUGAAGCAUAAAGCCGGCCCAGGCAGCUCAGGAGGAACCUCCACAGUCCACCAUGAAGGGGAGCAGCACUUUCCUGCUGGUGGCCCUCAGCUUGCUUUGCACCAGUGGACUGGCCACAGGGGAGGACAACAAUGAGUUUUUCAUGGACUUCCUGCAAACGCUGCUGGUGGGGUCCACAGAGGAUCUCUAUGAGGGGCCCCUGGGCAAGUACGACGUCAAUGCAGAUGCCAAGGCAGCGCUGACAGAGCUCAAGUCCUGCAUAGAUGGCCUGCAGCCUGUGCACAAGGCAGAGCUGGUCAAGCUGCUGGUGCAAGUGCUGGGCAGUCAGGACGACGCCUAGUGGACCCCAGUCGUGGCUCCAAGUAGCCACAGGACCAGCUACACAAGCGGCCAUGGCGACGCCACCUCUACCACUUCCCGAGGCAUGAAUUUAUCCUCAAGCCACCCAUCCAAUAAAGCCUCCUGUAGUCCAGG
Molecule: messenger RNA, 2141 nt
Organism: Sus scrofa (pig)
Lineage: Eukaryota; Metazoa; Chordata; Mammalia; Artiodactyla; Suidae
Gene: SCGB1C1
Product: secretoglobin family 1C member 1
Source: RefSeq, a predicted model, not a curated record